AUGCCUUCAACAUCCUUCAUCAAUCUUUGUGCUCAAGUUUCAUUCAUUUUUAUCAUGACUUUAUGCUCCAAACCAAACUUGUCCAAAGAAUUCAAAGGAGGGGAAAUCAGAAAAUACAAAGGGGAAAAAAGACAUCUCAAAGACAUAAAACUAUACCCCAAAACAUGUUGCUGCCCUGCACUAAAACAGCUCCAAAAUUAUCCUUUGUUUUUUGUCCAAAACCAGUUGCUACAAACCUUGGAAAACAUGCUUCAUGAACCUCCAAAAACCUGUCAAAAAGCCAGCUGCUACUGCUACCCAUGCUAUGUAUCAGUCCAAAUUUACACUAAAUUAGCAAAAACAAAACUACAUCUAAAAGUUACAAGGUCAGCCGACCAUUUUGUUCAAAAGCUAUAA
Molecule: messenger RNA, 396 nt
Organism: Vicia faba (fava bean)
Lineage: Eukaryota; Viridiplantae; Streptophyta; Magnoliopsida; Fabales; Fabaceae
Source: the annotation of a GenBank genome assembly